AUGAAAUAUAUCAUUUUAGAUCCUCCAGUAUUGACUACUAAACCUCAGGUAGACGUAUCCAACACUACUGUAACAGUAACAUGGAACCAGUGGACAGACACUGUUGAUGAAGGAGAUGGUCCAGUAAUUGGAUACAAAGUCUGCUAUACAAUGAUUGGAGGUUCAUGGCUAUGCGUCGAAUGUGUCCUGAAUUUGACAGCCAGCUUUGUAAUUGAUAAAUUCCAACGAGGAUUAAGUUAUUAUUUUCUAGUUAAUGCAAUUCGUCCGGGAAACCUAGGAGAGGGCACUCACUCCCAUGCGACCUUAGUCACAAUCCCUUGUCUUUCUCCUGAGGUGGCGCCCACUAUUGUUGAUGUUUCGUCACUAGGUGUUAGUAAAAUUCAAGUACAAUUGCAGCUAAAUGAUACUGAGCAUUGGAGAUGUAAUUCACUGGAUAGUUAUAUAGUGGAAUACAAAAAGUCUGAGAGUGCAAGUUUCCUACAAAUACAAACUGCAACAGAUACAACAUCAGUGACAAUUUCUAACCUAGAACCUUGUACCAGCUACCAAAUUAAAGUUAAAGCUACAAAUUCUGGAGGGCUUGGACCAAGUUCUGGCAUAUUCACUGUUACAACAGAUGUACAAGAACCUGGUGAUAUUGCCUUCAGUAAUGGUGGCGUGAUCUCUUCUCUUGAUAACUUAAAUUUAAAUUGGAAUAUACCCAGCAACCCAGAAUGCAUCACUUCAUUUAAUGUAGACUACACACUGAUCAACUUAGAUCAAUGCAACACAAGUGUUAAUACAACUGAAAGCCAGCAAUUCUCAGCUACUGCAACUGAAGGUGUUUUAAGCAACCUGUCGAGUAAUUCCCACUAUAGAUUGUCUCUGUAUGCAGUACUUGGAAAUGAAACUACUGAUCCUUUUGUAACUGAAGCACAUACUUUAGAAUCAAAGCCAACUGGGAAACCAUUAGCUGUUUCGAAUCCGGAUUCUCAACCAACUAAAUUAUCCUUUACAUGGCAACCUCCGGAAUGUGGAAAGCGCAAUGGACCCAUAACAAAGUACAAGUCAAGGCUCAAAAACUCUUCUUAUAGUAACACUGAACAAAUGCCAGAAUUGUCUGUUACAUUCUCCUCAUUGCUACCAUGCACUGAAUAUAUUUUUCAAGUGAGAGCUGUAAGUGGACAGUUGCUUGGCCCUUGGAGUGAUGAACUGCAUGUAAAAACAGCUUUACAAGAACCUGACAAAGUCGAGAAUGUUAUAAUUAAUGGAAGUAGCAAAUCACUGCUGGUUACGUGGGAAGCUCCGGAUAUUCAAGGAUGUGAGAUUGGCUUUUACAAGCUAGAAUAUCAACUGGAAAAUCGAGGGAUGUGUGGUGAAAAUUUAGAGAGUAUUGGAGGAACGCUGAAUACAACCAGCACAAGCAUUAAGAUUCAUAAUCUAGAAGUGUUUUCACAAUACUUGGUAACAAUCCAUGCUGUUAUUGGACAGGUGGGAGGCUCUCACAACUCGGAAGGACAGGAAACCACUUCAAGCGGCAACACAGAUGAAGACG
Anneissia japonica is the source of this 1534-nucleotide messenger RNA. RefSeq names its product receptor-type tyrosine-protein phosphatase delta-like. The record is from RefSeq and is a predicted model, not a curated record. The transcript has 6 exons. Gene Ontology annotation, molecular function: protein binding. The annotation marks the transcript as partial. NCBI's taxonomy places the organism in Eukaryota, Metazoa, Echinodermata, Crinoidea, Comatulida, Comatulidae.